GCGCAUGCGUGAGCGCCCAGAGUCCUGCAUCAACUCGCUAUAUGAGACCGGGCGCGGAUACAGAUGCAGCUUUCUUGAACAGCCGCACAAAUGGAUGGAACCGAAACGAACCGGAGAAACUGCGCGAAAACGGAGCAACAGAAGAUGUUAGACUCCGGAGGAAACCAAAGUGGAUCUAAGGACAGAGUGACUCUUAAAAAAGAAAUCGGACUCUUGAGCGCCUGCGCCAUAAUUAUAGGCAACAUCAUUGGCUCAGGGAUCUUCAUCUCUCCAAAGGGGGUUCUAGAUCAUGCAGGCAGUGUGGGGUUCUCACUCAUUGUAUGGGUUCUUGGAGGAGGGAUCUGUGCCUUGGGAUCUCUUUGCUAUGCCGAGUUGGGCGUCACCAUCCCCAAGUCAGGUGGAGACUACUCAUACGUGACUGAGAUCUUCGGGGGAUUGGUGGGGUUCUUGUUGCUGUGGAGCGCUGUGUUGAUCAUGUACCCAACGACUCUGGCUGUGAUUGCUCUCACCUUCUCCAACUAUGUGCUACAGCCAGCUUUUCCUAACUGCCUGCCUCCAUACAUCGCCACCCGGCUCCUCUCAACCACCUGCGUCUUGUUCCUGACUUGGGUGAACUGCUCCAGUGUGCGCUGGGGGACACGGAUUCAGGAUAUUUUCACUGUGGGGAAACUGCUUGCCCUUGUCCUAAUCAUUGUAGUGGGAAUGAUCCAGAUUGCCAAAGGACACUACGAUGCGUUAAAGCCCCAGACAGCAUUUGAGUUCAUAAAGGAUCCGUCAGUGGGACAGAUUGCUCUGGCCUUCCUGCAGGCCUCAUUUGCCUACAGUGGAUGGAACUUCCUGAACUACGUCACCGAAGAGGUGGUUGAGCCUCGCAAGAACCUUCCACGUGCAAUCUACAUCUCCAUCCCCCUUGUGACGCUCGUCUAUACUCUCACCAACAUUGCCUACUUCUCCUCCAUGUCCCCUCAAGAGCUGCUGGAGUCGAAUGCUGUGGCUGUGACAUUUGGAGAGAAGCUGCUAGGAAUGUUCUCCUGGGUGAUGCCCAUCUCUGUAGCUCUUUCCACCUUUGGGGGGAUCAAUGGAUACUUGUUUACAUCGUCUAGGUUAUGUUUCUCAGGCGCCAGAGAGGGUCACCUGCCCUACCUGCUGGCUAUGAUCCACCUUAAGAGCUGCACACCAAUCCCUGCCCUACUCGUUUGUUGUACGGCGACCAUAGUGAUCCUGUGUAUCGGGGACACGCAUAACCUGAUAAACUACGUGUCAUUUAUAAACUACCUCUCAUAUGGAGUCACUAUAGCUGGGUUGCUGUACUACAGAUGGAAGAAACCCAAAAUGGUCCGACCCAUCAAGGUAAACUUGUUGGUCCCUUGCAGCUAUCUAGUGUUCUGGGCAGUGUUAUUAGGCUUCAGUCUGUACUCAGAGCCAGUGGUGUGUGGCAUGGGUCUAGUGAUCAUGCUCACCGGAGUCCCCAUCUACUUCAUUGGAGUGCAGUGGAAAAACAAACCACACUGGAUUUCCAGUGCCGUGGAGAAAGUCACCUAUCUGGGGCAGAGGCUGUGUUACGUGGUCUUCCCUCAGGAUGAUCCUUCUGAAAUAGAGCCUCUUACAGAGAAAUCAGAGCUGUGAGCGGCAGCAGAGGACUCCUCGCACUCCUUUUUUGGAAUCGCAAAGACCUGUUUUCCAUCCGUUAUUGAGUGUUUUCUUUGUCUGAUGCUGUACGUGAGGAGAUGCUCCCCACAAGCUCCUCUGAGACUCAGCCAUCACAGCAGAAGAUACAGAAGUUUUACAUUUUCUCACUCAGAUGCCACAUUUAAUAGUUGUAACUGUUCUCCCCUCACAUACGUUUGCCUGGACACCACCUUGUCCUGUCGAAGAUGAAUUCCCAUGUCCUCUUCACGUUUUCUCUGGGAGUCGUUCAUUUUUGAGAACUGUUGGUGUAUUCUCGUGUGCCUUACAGGAUCUCGCUCUGUUUUUGAGGUUUAUCUUUUUAGACUUUUUAUUAGCAAACCCCUGUGAGUGAGCAAAAGGGGAAUGUGUUUACCUCUUAACCCAGUCUGAAACCUAAACUCCAUCUGUGAGUCACUUUCUCACCUAGAGGAUUAGUCCUCUAGUCCUCCUAAUUACUUACUUCCUCAAGCAAAAAAUUAAUAACGUCUAGCUGCGCUCAAAAUGUCUAUGCAAUAGUCUAGGCACUUUAAUGUACUCGCAAAUGUUUAGCUCAUAUUGCACGAUAAACUUAUUGCCAUGCUUCUUUAAUAAGCAACAAUCUCCCGCCACUGUUUAACAGAGGCUCUACCCCAGCACUUAUCAGCACUGCCAGUCUUUCAGCCUUAUGCUAAUGAUAGGAACCAUGGUUCCAAGUUCAUUCUUCUCGGAUAACGUUAUUUACAUAAAAGGUGCUUUACGUUAAAAAAAAUAAAAAUCUCUUAGGCACUUCAACUGUUUUCCAAAAAGAAGAUUAAUGCUUUUAGAUAACUAAAGCAUUUGCCUAUUUUGAUUGGGACGCCUUUAUUUCGGGCACUGAUCAUGGACGUUCCACUGAGCUAUGCAACAGCGGCGAUAUCCAUCUCUUCGUUUUAAACUGACCACCAAAGUCCGUUAAGCAGAGUUUAGAUCUGAAGGUGUUGUGAUUAGCGGCUUUGCACUUGAACGCCGAUUGAGCGCCCCCUUCUGGUUAGAUGUUUACUGACACUCGAUCGCAGCCUUUAUAAAUACCCCAGUUCUCGUCUCUUUCCGUGGGUCCAGCUCAGCGUCUCUCAGUGAUGUCCGUCAGACUAGCAGUGUUCAUGCCCUCACUGCCCACAGCGGCAAGGCACGUUAAAAAUCACAGCACAGUAAAAUCUUAAUGUAAAUAUUGCUUAAAGUUUCGAAUACAUCAGGGAUUCAUUGUGAGAUCGCAUUCCUGACAUUAGCGAAGUGUGCGGCGUAUGUAUUAAAUAUACAUAUGUUCCAUAUUGUAUGCACUAUAGAUAUGUAUGCUGAUAUACUUGUGUUUUGUAAAAGAAAUGUUAAAAGGUGUUUAUCAAUAACAAUAUUAGCACAUUAAAUUUAAUUGCAAGUAA
This is a messenger RNA of Labeo rohita (rohu), 3062 nucleotides long. RefSeq names its product solute carrier family 7 member 10a (gene slc7a10a). Gene Ontology annotation, molecular function: L-amino acid transmembrane transporter activity; neutral L-amino acid transmembrane transporter activity. NCBI's taxonomy places the organism in Eukaryota, Metazoa, Chordata, Actinopteri, Cypriniformes, Cyprinidae. Gene Ontology annotation, biological process: amino acid transmembrane transport; D-serine transmembrane transport; D-alanine transmembrane transport. Gene Ontology annotation, cellular component: membrane. The record is from RefSeq and is a predicted model, not a curated record.